AUGGAACUGCACGCUUGGAACUCAACUUUUUCACCAGAUAAUCAACAAAUUCAGCAGCUUCCACCUCACCUCCAAAUUCAAAGUCAGGCUAAUGACAUUAACAUUAAUACUGGACAGGUGCUGGGAAAAUCGCCAUUUUUUCCUGAAAUAGAGACCCAAUCGAUAAACUCGGCUCAUCACAGUGUUCACUCUGCAUCUAAUCACUCCACGCCAGCCGCUCAAAUUACCAACAACAACAACAACAACAAUAUUGUCAACAAUAGCGGCAACAGCAAUGGGAAUUAUUUAAAUGCCAACUUGCAAUUCACUCCACAACAGCAACAACAGCAACAGCAGCAACAGCAGCAACAGCAGCAACAGCAACAACAACAGGUAGGAGCUGGUGGUCAGAUACUGCUGGUAGGAUCUAACCCUGGUACCUACAGUGAAUCAGAACAACUAUUUUUACAACAACUCGAGCAGAAUCUUUACGAUCAUGAGCUGCUGUAUAAUAUACAUGACGGUGGUAAUGGUAGCGUAGGACCAAGUCAAGGAAGUACUCCCUUUCAUUUAGAUGCAAUUCUGCAUCAACAGCAUCCUCUACAACUUCAACUGCAACAACAUCGAGUACAACAGCAACAGCAGCAGCAACAACAACAGCAACAACAGCAGCAGCAGCAGCAGCAGCAGUCAUUAACAACAGCAGCAGAUCAACAUCUUCUUCUUCAUCAGCAACAACGAGAGGUGUACCGCCCACAACAAUUUACACGACAUGAGAUUCUAUCAAAAAAAAGCACACCAUUUAAGGAAAUAGAUUAUUCAAGAGAAGGAAGUAAACUGAACCACAGUACACCAAGCGAAAUUUCAUACAAUCAACAUCAACACCUGCAAGAAUACCUGCAACAACGUCCACUUUCCCAACAAGCUCACCAUCUGCAAGGUAAUCUGCAAUUUCAACCCGAUCCCAGUUCAUUGCAACAACAACAACAACAACAACCACAACAACAACAACAUUAUCAUCAAAACCAGCACCUCCCCCUCCAACAACAUCAACAACAACAACCGCAGCCAUAUGAAUUUUCAUUGGACAAUUUAAAUUUUCUUAUUCCCGAGGAUUUCAACUUUGACGAGACCCACAACGAAACGACUUCUUCGUCGUCCGCCUUUCCUCCCAAUGUGCCCACUGAACAAACGCCGGCUCUUUUAGCUAUAAACCAGAUACGAAAAGCUGAGAUGGCUUCUGGUAUUCAUGGACAUGAGCAAGGUCACACUGGCCAAAGCCAAAGCCAAAGCCGAAAUCAAAGCCAUGAAUUUGAAUCUCCUGUCCUACCCGGGCAGAAUGAGAAGCUGUUCAAUCAUCAACAUUUGUAUCACAAACAAACUUCUGAAAAUAGAGUAUUUACGACAAUACGCAACUCUAUACUGGAUCCACCACAACAUGUACGGCCUGAAGCAGUGUUUACACCACUCGUGAGUCCAGCCAUCACGCCAUUAGAAAGAGCAGCUACGGGGCAAGCACCUGCGCAUAUUAAUUUCGAGCCAUUGACAUCUCCAGCAUUGAAUGCCCAACAACCAUCUUCUUCUUCUACUUCUUCUUCAACAGCAAUAACAACAACAACAACAACAACAACAAACCCCAAUACCAAUAGUGUUGGUAAUGAUAAGAGAAGAACGUCAAGUUCAAUGUAUGCGCCAGCCUCAACAGAGGAACAGAAAUCUACAAAGCGAAGAACUCCUCAUAGUACUCCUGUUUUGAAUGCAGUAAACAAAAGUUAUACUUCGCCCUCAGUAAAGCCACGUUUGAGCAAUUCUUCAUCGUACAACAAUGGAAUGCAAAAAUUACCAGAGGCUUCUGUUGAUAAUGUGCAACAACACGAUAGCACCAUGCUUCCACCAAGUGGAAGACCAAUUACAGUAAAUAAAACGCCACUCAUGGGGUUCACAAUGGGUAAAUUAGCCGAAGAGGAGCUUAACAAUAAUCCCAAAAAUAACAAAAAUAACAAAAAUAAAAAGAAUAAAAAUUAUAGAAACGAUCAAGAAGAAGAAGGAGCAGAAGAAGCAGAAGAAGACGGGUAUGAUGAUAAUAUUAAUAAUAAUAAUCAUAAUUAUGAUACAAAAGAUUUCGACGGUAGUGACGGGAAAGCUAGUGCUGAUAAUGUUGGCGAUAUUUCGAAAAACUCAAUGCUGCGUAAAUCAAGCAUCAAAAAGCCAAAAUCAGUGUCUCGUAAAUCGUCAACAUCAAAACAUAGAUCUAUGUCAUCUUCGUCACUGGCCAGUUCCACGACAUCAUCUCCAAAGUUUACAAAGAAACCAGAGAAGCUCGCUUCUAAAAAGGCAUCACAUAAGAUUGCUGAGCAAGGUCGGAGAAAUAGGAUGAAUGUUGCAAUUGCCGAAUUGACGGCAUUGAUACCGCAAGCGUAUCACGAUGAAGUGGCUAUUCCUUCCAAGGCAACAACAGUAGAGUUGGCCUCUAAGUAUAUUACUUUCUUGUUGGGGGAAAUUGACGAGUUGACAAAGGGUAAUCUGGGCGAAAGAAGAGGGAAACAGGAAGAAAACAAGUGGGAAGAGGAUACAACCAAAGAAAGAGAGAAGAAGAAGAAUAAUAAUAAUAACAAUAGCAGUAAGAAUGAUGGUAAGAAGGAUGAUAAGAACGUGGAUGAAGAUGAGAAUAUUGACGAGGAUCUAGAAGUGACCGAAAAAGUGGAGGAGAGUGUGAAAGUUGAGAAAGACCGGAAUUAA
Molecule: messenger RNA, 2718 nt
Organism: Lodderomyces elongisporus
Lineage: Eukaryota; Fungi; Ascomycota; Pichiomycetes; Serinales; Debaryomycetaceae
Gene: PHO4
Product: phosphate-sensing transcription factor
Exons: 1
Coding region: 1-2718 (905 amino acids)
Molecular function (GO): protein dimerization activity
Source: RefSeq, a predicted model, not a curated record